UAUUGUAUACUCUUCUUUCGUUUUUUCUUUCCUAUUUUGCCACGUUCUGCUGUCAACCACCUCCGAAUCUCUUCCAUUACAAAUCUCCCAUGCUUCUCCCUCCAUGUUCUGGUGCGCUGCAAGCUCUUUAGAGAUUCAACGGUAGAUUUUUUCAAUCUCUGCGCCACUUUCGUAGCUACUGUCUUCAAAUUUUGUUAGUGUAUCAUUUCCUUCACAAAUUCGUCCAAUAUUUUCGGAAUCUGUCUGCUUUUCCAUCCGGUAUUGUUUUUCUUAAGAUUUGAAGCAUACCCAUCCUGUUUCUUAAUAAUUUAUGUCACGGGUCUCGUUCACAACAUGGUUUUGAGUUGAAUUUUUAAGUUCUUGGAUUGAACAUCCAGAUUGCACAGUUGUUUUGAUUUCUUGUGCCUUGAAGUUCCAUUAAUGAUAUUGAGAAGAUGUUUUGAAAGUAGGGGACUUUUUGAGCUUGAUGUUGGUUUUGAUUUUGCUGAUUUGAUGUGAUAAUGGUUGGAUUUAUAUAGUCCUCGCAUCGAUUUUAUAAUGGGUUUGAUGUCAUAUUUGGGAAGAUGGAUUAUUGUGGAUCCUGAACUGAUUGUUUGUUUAACAUGGGAAGAAGCCUUGAUGUGGGAUGAUUGAGAUGGUGAAUGGUUUCAAUGGAUAUUGAUUGAGAUGAUGACUAGUUUCAAUAGGAAUGCAUCCUUCAAACGCAGUACGUCACUUAGCCGGAGGGCCUUGAGUGUUUCAAGCACAAGGGUCUGUCGGUUGAGUUGGGUCUCGAGAUUGUUUCAAGUCCUUGUGGUGAUUGGGUCUUUGAUUUCAUUCCUCAUAGCAAUUGGUUGUGGUUAUAUGUAUGUGCUCCCAAGUCUCAGUCAGGCCUUUCAUGGGUAUGGUAUAGCCAAAUUAAAUGGUUCAUUAAGUAGUUGCAAUAUUUUUGAUGGAAUUUGGGUUCCGGAUGAUAGUUACCCAUUGUACAAUGCUACAGAAUGUCCUUUUGUAGAACAAGGAUUCAAUUGCUUGGGAAAUGGACGGAGAGAUAAAGAUUAUCUGAGAUUGAGGUGGAAACCAAAGGAUUGUGAUAUUCCAAGGUUUACUGUGAAGCGUAUAUUAGAAAUGCUUCGAAGCAAAAGAGUUGUUUUCGUUGGUGAUUCUAUGAGUAGAACACAGUGGGAGUCACUGAUAUGCUUGCUUAUGACAGGGGUGGAGGAUAAGAAGAGUGUCUAUGAAAUCAAUGGGAAUAAGAUUACAAAACGGAUUAGAUAUUUAGGUGUUCGGUUCAGUUCCUUCAACUUUACUGUUGAGUUCUUUCGUUCAGUUUUCCUGAUGCAACAGGGUUCAAUGCCCAGACAUGCACCAAAGAGGGUCAAGUCAACACUUAGAUUGGACAAGUUAGAUAAUAUUAGCAAUUACUGGGUUAACUCAGAUGUUCUCAUAUUCAACACUGGACAAUGGUGGGUGCCUGGAAAGCUUUUCCAAAGUGGCUGUUAUUUCCAGGUCGGAAACUCUUUAAAGCUUGGAAUGCCAAUUCCCACCGCCUACAGAACUGCACUAGGCACUUGGGGAUCAUGGGUUGAGAGAAAUAUCAACACAAAUCGAACACGUGUCUUCUUUCGAACUUUUGAGCCAUCUCACUGGAGUGAUCAAACUCGUAGGUUUUGUAAUGUGACCCAGUUCCCGUCAUUGGAAGAAAGAGGAAGGGACCGAAGCCUAUUCUCAGACACCGCAUUGGAGGUGGUAAAAAAUAUGACAGUUCCUAUAACCGUUCUGCACAUUACUUCCAUGUCAGCUCUCCGGAGCGAUGCACAUGUGGGUAACUCGAGUGACAGCCCAUCAACGCCUGAUUGUAGUCACUGGUGUCUACCUGGAGUACCUGAUGUGUGGAAUGAAAUUGUUCUCUCCUACCUGCUUACUGACUAUGGCUUCAUUUCUGAUGAAUGGGUGAGUAGAUGCAGGGUGGAUAAACAUGGAUUUGGUGGCCGCAGUUUUGAGCAAGCAAGUUACCAAAACCUCCAGCCUACCAGCACCAAUGGCUCAGCUCGGAAGCCAGAGAAAUUGAAUAACCUUGAUUUGAGCUGAAGUUUCUUCCCUUCAUUCCCUGUUAUUCUGCGGCAGCCACCACCCCAACUAUUCUACAGUUCUCAAAAGAUAACACCGGGUUUUCAAAAGAAAAUGUAUCAAGGAAGCUACAGUUUUGCCAUAGAAACUGAUUUUUUUUAAAUUUUUUUAAUUUAUCAUUCUUUUGUGAUUAAUCUUAUGUCUACGAGAAGGGGCGAAAAUUUUGUCUCUGAGAUGUAACAAUUGU
This is a messenger RNA of Corylus avellana, 2296 nucleotides long. RefSeq names its product protein trichome berefringence-like 7. Gene Ontology annotation, molecular function: O-acetyltransferase activity. Lineage: Eukaryota; Viridiplantae; Streptophyta; Magnoliopsida; Fagales; Betulaceae. The record is from RefSeq and is a predicted model, not a curated record. Gene Ontology annotation, cellular component: Golgi apparatus.